CCAAAAGGAGGGAAAAAUAUCCAAUUUUCAUCGCAAAAUUAGCUAGGGCGAGAGCAAAGGGCUGAGCUAAUUGUAGCCUAAUCCUCUGCCCUCCAGGCGUUUGCAAAGCCCUGAGCAAGAAUUCGCUUUUUUUCCUCCUCUUCUCCCUUCCCUCUGUUAUUUAGAGACGGGAUUAUUGCCUUUCUUCUCAUAACAGCCUCGGCGGUUUCAUUUAAAGGCUUUUUUUCCCCCCUCUCACACACACACAUACACACACGCACAAAAUAAAUAGGAAAAGAAGCAGCAAAAACAGGGGAAGAGCGAGGAGACAGAGAAGCUUUAAAAAUAAUAAUAAUCACAGCAGGAUCUGCGGAGCAAAGAUAGUAAUAAAAGCAAAAAGCUGAGCCCAUCCACACACAGCCCCGGCAGAGCCCAAAGCCAAAGGGGGGCUGGCAGCUCUCUUCUGUGCUCAAGGAGGGAAGAAGCAUGUCCCGUCUGUCUCUAACACGGUCCCCGGUUUCUCCUCUGGCUGCUCAAGGAAUUCCUCUCCCAGCCCAGCUCACCAAGUCCAACGCUCCGGUGCACAUCGAUGUAGGAGGACACAUGUACACCAGCAGCCUGGCCACCCUCACCAAGUACCCAGACUCCAGAAUAAGCCGUCUGUUUAAUGGCACAGAGCCUAUUGUCCUGGACAGUUUAAAACAACAUUAUUUCAUUGAUCGAGAUGGGGAAAUCUUCAGAUACAUAUUAAGCUUCCUAAGGACAUCUAAGCUACUGCUCCCAGAUGACUUUAAGGACUUUAAUCUUUUAUAUGAAGAAGCAAAGUAUUACCAGCUGCAGCCAAUGAUUAAGGAACUUGAGCGAUGGAAACAAGAGAAAGAACAAAGGAAACAUUUCCAGCCUUGUGACUGCUUGGUUGUAAGAGUGACUCCAGAUCUGGGGGAGAGAAUUGCAUUGAGUGGGGAGAAGGCUUUGAUAGAGGAGAUCUUCCCGGAGACCGGGGAUGUCAUGUGCAACUCAGUGAACGCGGGCUGGAACCAGGACCCCACCCACGUUAUCAGGUUUCCCUUGAACGGGUACUGCCGGCUGAACUCAGUGCAGGUGCUCGAAAGAUUAUUUCAGAAGGGAUUUAACGUGGCAGCCUCCUGUGGUGGCGGGGUGGAUUCCUCCCAGUUCAGCGAAUACGUGCUGUGCCGCGAAGACAGACGAGCACAACCCACCCCAACAAUCAGAAUAAAACAGGAGCCCCUGGACUAGACCCUCCCUGCCCCCUUUGUAACCGUAGAAGUGUUCAAUAGUCCCUUAUGUGAAACACUAAGGAUUUGCAAGACAGUAUUAGCAAACAGAUUUGGACUUGAUGUUGCCAGUUAGUGGUAUUCUGAAACUACCUGUCCCACGGCCAGCCGUGGAACGCGUUUGAGAACCAGCUGUGUGGAGUUCCCAGCACAGCACGGCAGGGCUGGGAUGUACUUUGGGCUGACCAGCAGUGGUGUGCAACAGGCAGAGCUCUGGAAACCCUGGCCUGGCCUGGACUUCUGCAGCAAGAGCCAUGGAAGCAGUGGAGCUGCCCAGCAGGAGCCCAGGGACAGCCCAGAGCCGCGCUGCGGGGCCGGGGGCGUCUGCGGGAGGAAGAACCCCAAAAACUGCACUGAGAACCUUCCCUGACUGCUGCCCCUCCUCCAUAUCAGACGUGCUUUACCCCCCAGCACCACGGUCACCUGGUGAUUGUACUCACCCAUCAGCAAAUGGCUUAUUUUUAUACUACAUUUCCAACUGAGGUCUCUCUCUGUGAACAGGAUCCAGAAACAGAAAAGGACUGAUUCAUAGUCACUGGUGCUCAGUACUCACACCCCCCUCAAACCAAACCAAACAAGUGACAAGAAAUUAGGCCCACUUAUGGCAAUAUUUCCAGCAGUAGGGAUCUGGAAGCACAAAAUAAAAUGCCAUCCAUCAUCACACGAGGGUCAAUUACCCCACGUGGAGCUGUAGCUCUUUUAAAGCCAAUCUUGUUUUUUGACACAACAGCUGUUAAGUUUUGCAUCAUCAAAGAAGCGUGGUUCUACCGAGCAAGCCACCCCUUGUUAAUCAUUUGCAAACCAUGUUAGAAGCCCACACUUAGCAGGAAAGUUUGAGAAUUUUGGACAAGCCCACUCUUUAUGGGUCUGGAAUUCUUGCAAAGAGUUGUUAAAACCCUGUAUUGCCAUUGCCAGAUGAAAGCAGGCUGCCUUCGGUUUAAAUUGUUUUAUUAUUUUAAAUUAUUAUUAAAAUUUGAAUUCUGUAGCUGCCCUCUACCUGUGUAACUUUCUCUGUAACAAAGUCAGGGGUCUGUCUGCAGGAGGGUCCUGCUUCUGCCAGGACCUGGCACUGACUCACAGGGCUUUCUAACUCAGGAGACAGCACCGUGUUUGCAGGUGCAAGGUUAUAAAUAGCAUUCUGCUAAAUCCAGUUUAUUGCUGUUUAGCAUGAUUGGGUCCUCAAUCACUAAUUCAUGUGUUAAUCACAAUUUCGUUUCUCCCACAUGAAUUUAUGGAAUACUGUUUUAGAUGCUGAAUUUUAAUUAAAUUCUUUUUAGAUGCAUAAAUAUGGCCAUAUGGAACAAGGGACAGAGUAUUAAGUGGUCAGCAGUUCUUAAUGCAAAUUGAUUGAAUUUAAAAGUCACGUUUAAGACUAGUGUUUUCAAAAGCAAUGAGCUGUACUGACUAUCCAAGGUAAAAUCUAGGCAGGGGUCUAAUUUUUGGAAAAGGGCUGGAUACCUGUCCAUAGAAAAUCAGACCUCUGCAGGUUUUCUCACCUUGGUCACCCAACUCAGAAAUCUCUAAUGGCAAUCCUCACCAGUUGGCCUGCUACCUUAGCAGAACAGUUGAGCAAAUCUGUCUACUUUAAGAGUUGUAAAGUUAUUUUAUUUUGUGGUUUUAUACUUGUACGACAUUCUAAAGUUGCUAGGCAUUGCCAUAUUUGAAUAUAUGGCACAACAUUCACCUUUGUAUGUAAGAUAUCUGUAGAAUUGUAUAUUAUACAUUUAAUAUUGUAAAGAACUUAACGUAUAAUUGUCAUGUAUUUGUGUAUGCACAUUUCUUAUACAGUACUUCAUGCCAUAAACAUUUCUGUAAAGUAAAUGAACAAAAAACAAGCACGUAGGGUGGAACAUUCACUGUAUCUCCCAUGCUGUUUGAAAGAGGUGAGAAUUUUUGAUUGCAUCUUCUCCAGCCCUUUGCUCCAUUCAGCUUGAUGUAGCCACGUCUUACAAAAAGAUAGAAGUGUUUUAUUUAUUACUUUCAUACCUUUCAGUCCAAAGUCUCCUUCAGUAGUCCGUUCAGGUUCUUGUUUUUCUCCUGUAUCCACUCCUGCCCUGCCCUCGGGCACAGGGUGAGCUGAGCCCUUGUGGCAGCAGCCCUGUGCAGCUCUUACCUCUCACCAGGGAAUAAAGGUGAUUUUCCAUCCCAGGGGCUGCCCCUGCCCCUGGGGCUCUCCCCGGCAGCUCCGGGGAGCGCAGACCGGGACGGUGCUUUUACACAUCUGUGGAACGUUGGAAGUAUUUGUGCUUGGUUGGGUGGUUGGUUUUGCCUCAGUUUGGUGUUUACUGUCUUUUUUUAUGGCUCACUAAAGCAGCUCCCGUAGCUGGGGCAGCUUUGCUGAGGUGGCAUUGGAAAGGGUUCCAGGCUGCGCCAGCCCAGUGAAAUGUGAACUUGAGAUGGAAAGCUUAAACCAUGACAUCACAGCAUUGACUGCAAAACAGCACAAAGGCGAGGAAGACAUGUGGAAACAAUCACUUUCUUAGAAGAAAUAUGCCUUUAAAAAAAAAGUUAAGCUAGGACAUGUUCUUUUAGUUAGUAACUUCAGGUCACUUAUUUAAAGAUUAUUACAGUUUCAUUUAUAUAUUUUUUACUUAUUUCCCUAUAUUUUUAGGCAUUGAUAUCAGCAAAAACUGAUUUGAAUAUUUACUUCUGGCCUUAAACCACAGCAACAUAACUUAAUGAAGAACACUGCUCAGCAUCAGUAAGAUGUUUUAAAGCACCACAGAAGCCCGGUGAGGCUGUGGGGUGCAGCCAGCACAUGUUUGCGUGGCGAGGGCCAAGAAGCAAAGCACAGCCUGGUUCUUCUCCUGAUCCCAUUGAGCAAAACUGUUGUGAUUCGCUGUUGCUGAGCUGGCCCCGUGCUCGGCACGAGGCCUCACAAGCACUUUGUGUCCGGGCUGUCACAGCCCCGGUGCAGGCAGAAAGGAAAAGGGAAUGUUCUGUUGUGCUUGUUGGGCUCCUCGCUCCAGAAAGCCACUGCUGAGCACGCCCAUUCUCUGCACUGACGGCACCGAGGUUUGAUGACAAUUUUAUUAGAGGUUUCACAAAGGAUAAGAAUCAGCACAACAAAACAUUGAAGUAUUUGGUUUUAAUAUUUGUUUGUGGGUAUUCUGUUAAUAUUUUAAUGCAAAAUGUUUCUGACCAGUGCUUAAGAACUACAAGACAAUGUGAAAUUCAUGUUUGAUAAAUUAAUACUGUAUGUCACUCGAUGUGUUACUUUAGUAAAUUGUUUUAUUUCUUUACAAAAUAAGUACAAAUAAGGGAGUAUGUUUUCACACAAAUUGGGGGUAUUUACCAGUAUGUACAGAAAUCAUCAAAAUAACGUAACUCUAAUAAACACAAGGCCUUUAUAAACAAUAUGUACAAAUUAUCAAUACAUUUAAAACAUAACUUUACACUUCCUGGCCUUAAAUACCUUAUGAAUAAUCUUUUGGCUAAAUAGCAGCAGUAUAAAUUUUCUUCUGCUUUUCAUAAACCUUAAAAAAUAAUUAAAACCUUUGUUUUUAAAA
Messenger RNA from Prinia subflava (tawny-flanked prinia), 4783 nucleotides. It is a transcript of the gene KCTD15, whose product is annotated as potassium channel tetramerization domain containing 15. The transcript is spliced from 5 exons. The coding region runs from base 466 to 1236 and encodes 256 amino acids. NCBI's taxonomy places the organism in Eukaryota, Metazoa, Chordata, Aves, Passeriformes, Cisticolidae. Gene Ontology annotation, molecular function: protein binding. Gene Ontology annotation, biological process: protein homooligomerization. The record is from RefSeq and is a predicted model, not a curated record.